This is a messenger RNA of Tachysurus vachellii, 1178 nucleotides long. RefSeq names its product HIG1 domain family member 1C-like. NCBI's taxonomy places the organism in Eukaryota, Metazoa, Chordata, Actinopteri, Siluriformes, Bagridae. Gene Ontology annotation, cellular component: mitochondrion. The record is from RefSeq and is a predicted model, not a curated record. Gene Ontology annotation, biological process: mitochondrial respirasome assembly. The transcript has 4 exons. Bases 130 to 402 code for a protein of 90 amino acids.
CAUUCACGUCGCUUCCGUAGUGGAGUGAAAGAUCAGUGAAACACUUGUAACUGCUUAUAAGGCGGUAAUAACGCGGGACUGGUCUGGGUUCAGCUUUCAUCUGUUUAUCUGUCUUAAUUGAAUUGGAUAAUGAGGUCAGACAGCAGCUGGUCUGGUGAUGAGGAUCAGUCCUCUAAGUUAAUGAGGAAGGCAAAAGAGUCUCCGUUUGUCCCUAUAGGAAUGGCGGGUUUCCUCGGAGUUGUAGCUUACGGAUUGUACAGGCUGAAAUCUCGUGGAGAGAUGAAAAUGUCUGUCCAUCUGAUUCACAUGCGUGUCAGAGCUCAGGGCUUUGUGGUUGGCGCCAUGACACUCGGUGUAAUAUACUCAAUGUAUAAGGAAUAUCUGGCUCCUGAUGAGAAGUGACACAUUCGAGCUGCUCCAUGUUCACACUGUGUUUACAGUGUAAUAAACACUGAAGAAUCAACUGUAGAUUUAUUUUAAUAAAAAGUAAAUAAUAAUUAUCACACACAAACGUACAGUAUGUAUGUAUACACAAUACAGGUACAUUCUAGACAUCACAUCACAUUCUUUUAUCAGUGGCACUUCCAGAAGUAUUAAAGGUGAAAAUGGCUUUGGGGUUUGAGAGGUUUAAUUAAAAAUGUAUUUUUUAUGUAUUUAUUUUACAAGAAAUGUAAUGAAAUGUGACUUCACUCAUAUUUCAGUGUGUGAUCAUUAACUGUCACUCACACACACACACACACCCUCACUCACCGUCAUUCACACACACACACACUCACCCUUAUUCACUCACCCACCUUUUUUUUACCCAUUUUUUUCAAGGGUGCCAAUAAUUCUGUUGACUAAAAUGAAUCUGAUUCCUUUCUGCAGCAUUCAGUGCUGUGUUUAUGUUCGUGUAGUGAAGUGUGUGAAACAGACGUGAUUUAAGGUGCUUUAUUUUUUUUUUUAUUUUAAGUUGCUCGGCAUUUGUAAGGUUUUUUCUGAGAUUAUAUCAACUUUAAUCUUUAACACAAAAGUUCAGUCAUCAGAGAAUCUGUUAAAAUUAUUUUAUUGCACUUUAACAAAGAUUUUAAGGAGCAGCUGAUUAUUUAUUGUAAAUUUGAGUCACUGAUGUGAUUGUGAUUGUGAUGAGACAAUAACUCAGUUAUGGAGAUUAAAAUAAUAAACAUCUGAUAAAUAUA